AUGGAAAAGCGGAGUUACGUGUGUCUGAAUUGUCAAUGUCCACUGCGUCUCGAGUUCCCGCAACGUCCGGAAUCGGCUGAUUCCGAAAAACGGGUACGUGAGCGUUCGGUGAACUUUUCCAGUGAAAUUGACAAUUUCAGGCCGAAUCGGUGAUCACAGAAACGUUGACAGGCCACUCGCGCAACCUCAUGAAGCUCAUUUCCGAGGCUCAGAUCCCACAAGAAGCGCCCGUUUGCAUUGUAAGUCUUUCGCUCAUUUCAAACUCAAUAAAAUCGUUUUCCACGUGUUUCAGGAGUGCUCAGAUGCGCUCGCCAAAGAGUUGGAUGUGCAGGUGGCGACGUUGGACGAGGAGAACGCCAUGUACAAAGCGUACAUCGAGUACAUGCGGGAGAACUAUCCGACGACGUCGAUUCCGGAACUGAAGGCCCAUCUGCAGAAUGCGACGGACGAGGAGCGGAAUCUGGAGCAGCAGCUGAAGAAGUUGCUCGUCGAGGAGGAGCAGCUCGAUCUGGAAUUGCAGCAGAAGAGACGGACGGCGGAGGCGUCGAUCGAGAGUUCGGCCGACUUGUGGAGAAAGUACCGCGACAAUUUGAAGUGAGUUUUUGAAGUUUUUCGUAUUUCUUCGAAACGUCUCGCUUUUCCUCAAAAAACACUUGGUUUUUCACCUGUCUUUAUCCGACUAAACAAGCCCAUCAGCGUUCUCCACUAAAUCUUCGUAAUUUUCAGAGCAGUAUUCGACGAUCAAGAAGAAUUGGCAUCGCUGGAAGCGGAGCGUCUGUAUGCCGAAGUUCAGCACAGAAAGUGAGUGCAACCAAACCAAACGUUUCAUUCUCUAUUUUCGCCCUUUUUCCAGACUAAUCGAUACGAACGUGCUGGAUUUGUGCUUCCACAUUUGGGUCGACGGAAUCGUCGGAGAAAUCAACGGAUUCCGACUGGGCUACGUGAAGGAGAGUCCGGUGGAGUUCACGGAAAUCAACGCGGCCCUCGGACAGGUCGUCCUUCUGCUCGAGGUUAGUUCUCGCGAGAUUCGCCCACCGGUUUUGUGUCGAUCUCCCUUUCCCCGCUUUCCUCGCCCAUUUUCCUCUCCAUUUUCCCUCUUCAGAUCCUGAUGGAGCGUAUCAACGUCCAACAUCACGAAUUGGUGCCCGUCGCGAUGGGAAGUCACUCGUACAUUAAGCUGCGUCGGAACGGAAACGACGUCGAGACGUACCCGCUGUACGGACAGGGCACUCCGCUCUCCGGCUCUUCCGCCAUCGACGCCGGCAUCCGACGAUUCCUCCAACUUCUAGAGUUUCUGCUCAAAGAACUCAAGGUACUGCUGUUUUCUAUUCUUUUUUAGAUCAUUCUCUUUUCAGAAUAAGAGCAGCGCGUUCAAAACGCCAUAUCAGAUAAGCGCGGAUUCGCUCGUCGACAACGGCGUCAAGUACAACGCGGUGAUGACGUUGAACACAGACGUCCGAUGGACCCGCGCGAUGGCUCUGAUGCUCGCCGAUCUCAAGGCGGCCUCUGCUCAGUGUGACGCGCUCAGGGCGCCCAUUUAGAUGGCUGAAGUGUUUAGAAAUAUGUAAUGAUCCCAAUUUAUAUUAUUUCACCUUUGUACAAUUGUUUUCACUUGUUCUCCUUGUAAGUAAAGUUUUUCUUUUAAUUUUUUUAAACUCUUGCUUCUGAAUUUGACUGAUUGGUUUUUGAGCCAAUUGAUAUCUGCUUCUUUCGUUCUUAAAUUCCAACUUGCUUUCCAUUUUCAGAGGAGGUCGUCGUCGUGUCGUGCUCUCCCGAUUCGGACUCUGGUCUUAUCCGUACCAGUCCGUGAAUAUCUACCGAUUUCGUCCAUGGGCGGAUCAGCACGCCGUCAGCGAAGCACGUCGGCGACGAGACGAGCGCGAGCAGCAGCGAGAAGACAGUGCUCGGCCGACGGAGAAGAAGUGAACGGAGUAGGAGGAGAAGAGAGCGCCACUUUUCAUGGGCUGUCGGUCAGUUUUAUCAAUCAACGGCACCACAAUAUCAUCAUUUCACGGGGUGACUUUUCUAUUCUCUUCUCUUGACAGAAGACGCGCUCAUUUUUCCCCAAUUCUGACUCAAUUUAUGCGGCAAUCUGACUCCUUAAUCUUCUGAGCCCAAUUAUUGCUUAUUCGAUUCGAAUGUUUCCUGGUUCCUGAAGACGAUCCCCCUUUCAAUUUCCUUUCAACCAGCUACAUUGUAUUUGAGCGCAUAUUACAGAAAUCAACGAGUGUUUACCGUUCAGCAUAUUCCGUUAAUCAGACCAUUCUUAUCAGUCACAUCGCCCUCGUCACCUAACUGUCUCCCGCCUUUUCCGUGAUUCUCGCCUAUCCUUCUCCCGAAUGUCAUAUUCGUCUCGUCGUCUGUUCUCUCGUUGCUCUCGUGUCUCUGCAAGAGUGAAGCCGGAACGACGAGUUCGUGCUGAAAAGGACAAAGUCGAAAAGCGGCCGGUUUUGAAACGGGUCUGUGAGCAGAGCGGAAGAAAUGGGUUCCAUUCUGACAUUUACAAGAUCAGCAGCAUUAGCAGAAUGUGACAAAUUGUCUGAAUCACCAUUCUCAAUCACAGUUUUCCGAUUGUUCUCCAGUUCUCCAGACAAAGUCGUUCCCAUUCCAGUUUUUCCCCGUUUCAGUUUUGAGCCUUUCCGUGUCCUUAAAACGAGUGCAGACGACACUUGAUUUUUCGAACUUGGCCAUCCUUCGAAUUCAAUUUUUUGAUCAAACUGUCUGAUAACCGACAGUCUGCAAUGAUAUCAUCCAUGAAAAGUUUAUCAGGUUUUCAACGGAGAAGCAUGGGGUGUGGUACACUUGUACGCAAAAGUCGGCGAGUUGCACGUACCUUGUGGAAAACGACUUUGAACGGAUGGCAGGUUCCGACGAUAGCAGCGUCAAAGAUCGGAGAACUUUGCGAGCUUGGAUCUUGUUCUAUUUAUGUCACACACCUUCCCACACGUGUAAAAUUAGAUUUAUAACGUUGGCGACGCGAAAAAUCGUUGUACCUAAACAAAACGUGAUCACCCGAACGAGCUUCGCAAUAAUCCGGAGCUCGUCUCUUCUUUUUCCGCUUCUCUCCUAAUCAAUUUUAACUCAUCACGAGCCCAACCACUUUGGAUCCCCAUUUCUCUGCGAAUUGAGUGAGUUCUUAUCUCCGAUUUUCUUCCUCCGUCGACUGUGUUCUGCUCGGUUUCUUCUGGUCGACCGAUAAACACAAAGGGCAACUGUCUGACACAAACACGCAUCGGAAUUGCAAAGAACCGCAGAAAACUACCAUUUUUUUUUAUAUCGGCGUGCUUUUGGAAGAGAGACCACUUUUCGGUGAACACUUGGGUUAAUUUAAGAGAUUUUUCACGGAUUUGGGGUCUGAGAGACUCGACGAACAACGAGUGCGUUUUUAAUAAGCGCGCAAGUGCUACUGCCUCUUGUUGCACCUAUUCUUAUCUACAGUAGUCUUUGCCUGUUCGGAUUCUCGUGUCUAGAACGCAGCCUCGUUAAUGUUCACAUUGCAACAAAUCGACCUGCCGGUUCUUAUCACCUCGUCGCCUUCUCAAGCACCACUCCGCUUAUCAGUCCGAUUCAAUUUAGUUUGCCGCGCGUGCACCGAGGCGGAUCAUAAAUCGCCGCACGACUAUAUUCUGGCUACAUUUCGACUAUAUCCUCGGAUAUUUUCGGGCGGCAAAGUAUGUCCGAUCAGAAAGUCUUACUGCAUCCGCUCGCUUCUCUCCUAUCCGUGUCUAUCCGUGUCCACACACAUACACGCCACUUUCUGCCCCCAAGACCUCGGGCACGGCGGUCACAAAAUCUUUGUUCGUCGGCGUUUCCACGCCCAAAGCUACCUCGCGCCGUCUGUGAUCUACCUUUUCGGCGCGCUCUCUCGCAUUUGUCAGCAUUUUUCGGCGGUCGAGAGAGGGAAAAGAAGAAGAGACGGCAGACGAGAACAGUGUUUUGUUGGUGCACGCACCGAGUUUUCGCUCAACUUUUCCGUCAAGUUUGGUACCUUCUCUCGAAACCUCGCAGUUUACUGUUUUAAGACCGAUUUGUGUCUGCGUGUCCUACUCUUCCACCUCCCGUACGAUCCAAUGUGAUGUUAGACGCAGUUUUCCGCCCUGAUGGCUGUUUAUCGCGGCGGCGGUCUAUGGUAGCAGCCAGCAGUAGCAGAAGACCACACAUCAUCGUGGAGAGAAGGCGUGCACCGUGCACCAACACAAGUUUUUGUGUUCACAUUUGUGCCAUUGCUGUUUUUUCCGAUCGAGUUUGCAUAACUUUUGGCCUUUCCGUCUGUCACAUUUCUUAUUCCCGCACUGAUAUCAGUGAGCUGCUUUACUCGGGCAUUUCUCAAACGGUUCUUUGUCGCGUGAAAUUGUCUCUUAUCGUAAGAGGUUUCUUCCCGAAUUGCCCUCGCGAUAGAUCAACUCAUUUGACUUUUUUUUGUCCAGCCAUCUCUAAUCGACAGUCUCACCUUGCCUUUCUCGUUUUAGAUUGAUUUAAAGUUUUUGCCAGUUUGAAUUGUGUGCGAGCGGUCUCAUGAUUACGGUAUCUGUCAUUCUCUUAACGUUAUGGAUAGGCCCAAUUUCUCGGUUCCUAUGCAGCUAUGCUGUAAAUUAAAUUAGCUUUCGAAAAAUUACUCGCUGCGACUACCGUAUUCUACAGUUCUCUUCUCUCUUCCUCGGUCUGUCAAAAACUUUGUGUUUUCACCUUCCCAUUUAUUUGCUCUUUUCUCUAUGGCAAACUUGUCGAGCCGGAGCUCAUAGUGAACUUUACGCGUUACAAUGUAUUUAGUACCGUAACGUUUUUCUCGUCGGAAACUAUCCGAUCAAAAAUCGGAUGGUUUGUUCACAUUCACAGCCACGUCAUCCUGAUCGUUCUUGAAAAUUGCAUCAUUUUGAUGUUCUUCUUCUGACGUUUCUUCAAUUUUGAGCUCUUUUUUUUAAGAAUUCUGGACGAUCAGGUCUUUUAGACUCGACUUUUCCUCUGAAAUAUCUGAAAUUUGAAUUUACCACCGGGCCAAAAGUCGAUGACAUCAUCGAAAAUCGGUCGAUGUGAGAACUGGCAACACUCACGCACGCCGCCCCUCUCACGACCCGAUAAACGAAGAGGAAUACAGAGACGGAGAGGGAGAGAGAGGAGGUCUUAUUCUUCUUUUUUUCUUCAUCCCUGUUCAGCAGCCUGUCAGAUGAUUCGAAAUUGCAAUGUUUUCAAUUUCCUCCUGUUUUCUCCACUAAUUUCCUUAAAAAUACGAGCCUUAUACCGUUUUUUUGCAGCCUGUAAUCGUCUGGUUACUCGCCACAUCAUCACUCAUCGUUGUGAUCUCGCCGUCCGCCCGUACUCGUUCCCUCGAUCCAAUCGAAACCUUCCUGGGCUCUACUCCGAGUAAGUUGCUGAUGCUGCUGCAGAAGACGUCAAAAGGUGUCUGACCAUCGAGCAAAUGGUCGUCCCGGGGGGCCUUGAGUCCGUCUUAAUCAGGCGGACUUUCGAUGCACUUUACCGAUGAAUAGACGGCCUUUUCGGAUUGGAAAGUGGAACUUUUGAACUUUUACGCUACUUUCAGAAAUGUACGCCUCGAAUAACAACGACAACCGGAAUUUCGGUCAACAACAACAGCAACAGUACGAUGCUCCGGACAAGCAAUACUUUUACCCGCCGUUCAACCGGCCAAUGGGACUCCGUUGGCGAGACGACCGACGGAUGAUUUCGGCGUCGCCGGUCACCAUCCCCGUCAUGCCCAUCCUCACCGAACACCGAUCCGCGUCGCCGUUCGGUCGCGGAGCUUCUACCUCGGCCCGCCCGACCACUUCCUCUGCAUACGACUACGAUUCGCCGACUCUGGAAGACAUUGAUCUGAUCGAUGUGCUCUGGAGAAGUGACAUUGCCGGAGAGAAGGGCAUUCGUCAGGUGGCACCCGCCGAGCAGUACGAAUGUGAUUUGCAGACUCUCACAGAGAAAUCGACAGUAGCGGUGAGUAGGGGGAGAAUUGAAUGAUUUAUUGGGUUGAAAACGGAGUCAUGGCAUUGGCAAUUCGCAAACGAAGAACUGCGGCAACAUCUCGCGGCAUCCGUAAUCGAACCAAGUGCCACGUUGCUCUUGAUGAAAAGCCAUGUAGGCACAGUCGACCUCGGGCUCGUUCGGCUGCGAAGAGUCCCAGUUGAGGAAGUCGGCAUCGGAACCGUCCGACCACUUGUACACUUGAAACGAGUCGUUCAGUUUGUUCAAGCCAAUCCAGACGUUGUUCUCUGAAAAAUAGGGAUAGAUUGUAGCCUCCGCGGUAACCGAUUGCCCACUCUUUCUCAGCUUGUGCACGAAUAGAUUCUCCGAUUCGUCCUUGAUGCUAACAAGAUGGCCUCCCAUCGAACGGCACACGUUCUCGGCCGGAAUCCACAUGAGAUCCACCUCGAACAGUCUGUACCAGUGAUCUUCGUACAAUUGCCAGCCCUGUAAUCAAUCGUCACUUUUCCUAAUUCUUCGGUCAGAUAAGGCGCGGUUUCCCUCUCUCCGCGGCGGAGCACGCCACUUUUCCUGCUUCUCCGUUUAGUCUGAUGCGUAAAAUGCCGUCAUUUCUAUUUUUCUCGCCCAUCUUAUCAGAAUUCGUCGGUGACUCGCUUCUUAUCACACCCGACGCGGCUUGGGCGUUUUCCAGGAGUGUUCGACGAUGACAAUUGACCGUACAGUUGACGUACUUGGCAAAAAAGCAGUACUUUGUGCAUUUGAGAAAGCGGGUCAAACAGAGCACGUAGCGACGGGUGCGUCAGCUCGCGGGGAAACACCUCGGGGGAAUAGGAGAAGAGUACAUCACCGUCUGGACUUUUCGAAAGGGCACAGGUUUCCGGGAUAGAGACUCACACUUUGUUGAAGAGCUAAAACGGUCAGCAGACGGACAUUGACAUCUAGGUUGAUGGCACGCUGGCCGGCGAUCGAUUCAUAGGAGGAUUUGAGGGGACUGGGAAUGACAACGGGACGGACUAGUGGAAUGAGCAGAGAGAACACGAUGAGUAGCUUCAUUGAUUGGGAAUGAGAAUGUGAUGAAUGAGCAGGAAUGAGAUGGAAUUGUAUGAGAAAGUUUCGAAUUUCACCUGGUUAUAAACAAUUUCCCCAAUAAUCAAUCAUUUCAGCCGCUCACUGCCGAAGAGAAUGCACGCUACGAGGACCUCUCGAAGUCGUACUAUCAGGAUUUCUACCCGUCAUUCGGCACUAUCCAGAAGCAUCAACAAGUGAAGCGAGAAGUGCGAGACGGUCAGGAUCAGCAGCCGCCACAGAGGCGGUUCCAUGAUCUGCCGACCGACAAGGAUCUGGCGGAUCUGCUGGAGGACGUGUCGCGCGAAGAGGGACAGCUGAAUCUUCUGUUUGAGGACAAGAAGCCGAUUCUCGACGACAUCUCGUUGUCCGAUGCGAUCGUCUACACACAGGCCAAUUGUGAGUGAUUCUGGCUUCUGGCGUCGACCUUCUAAACGUCUGGUAAUUUCAGUGACCGAAAUGGAAGAGAUUCACGACUCGUGCAAUCAGAUCUCUAUCUCGAGUGUUCCCACUUCUUCUGCCGAGCAACCCGAAACUCUCUUCAACACCACCGAUGCUCUGACUAUCCAGCAAUGGAUCGAGCCGACUGAAGUGACCCCAAGCGACGGUGCGUUGCUCCCUUUCUUUUCCUCUUUCUUUCUUAUCUCUAGCGUGCUCUCAAUCUUUUCCUCUCUCCUUGAUAACCAAUUUUUCCCCCUUUUCCCGAGACUCGAAGUUGAGAGACUAAUGAGGCAGGUGACCACGCCCCUUUCUGAACUGCUGAAACUAUUGUGGGUGGGGCGUAUCGCGCUAAACAGAGCCUCUAAGUAUAUAAAGUGCUAGAAGCGGAGCUCGUUUUGAAUGUCCUCCUCACCGUCCUCCCCUUCCAACAACCUCCCGCCAUUCGCCGCUACCGACGCCCGUUCGAAACUGUUUUUUAAUUCGAUGUACGAGAGCCUCCGCCUGCAAAUGUUCCCGCAACCGUCGCAACAACUCGACCAGUUGACCCAGAACCAGAUGGCCGCUUUUCCGUAUUCGGGAUUCUCUAGCACUUAUGAUAGAGGCGCGUCUGGUUUGUUUUCAUUCUCUAGGCUAACCCAUUCUGCCGAUAUCUCUCGCUCCGAUUCUUAUGAUUGGUUUUCCAGUGUUCCCACAAAGCAACUACGUCUACGUCGGAAUGCAGAACGACUCGCUGCACACGGUGAUCUCGAACGGACAGAUCGACUACGAUCACUCGUACCAAGUGCAGACUCCGCUCUCGCCGCUACUCAUCGGAGGAACCACCACCACCGCCUCCUCUUCUGGACGUCAGCAGCAAACGCAGACGAGCCCGAACAGCGAGCGUGUGACCGCUUCGGCCACCGCGUCGCUCUUCGAUCCGUACCACUCGCACAGACAUUCGUACAGCGAUUGCAACACGUGAGUGACUACUCUGUCGGGAAUGCUCUAUUAGCAAAGUGCAAGGAUUCGAGCGUACUUUUCCGUUAUGAUCAACUGAUUAGAGAGACCCCAGGGACCUUAGUGCACCUCUUCUUUCUCUGAAAUUCAGAGUCUGAGUAAUCCUUUUCCUUUUUCAGUGAUUCAUCCUCCACCUGCUCUCGCCUCUCCUCGGAAUCGCCACGCUACAACUCGGAAAGCUCUUCGUCAACGAGCGGCCCACUCACUGAGUCCCGCUUCUACGGAAAGCUCAUUCCGGGCCACGGCUCACGCUACGAACGACCGUCGUCUCCGCGCUCUCCACAUCCGACCAAGAUCAGCCGAGUGGUGCCACUCUCCGGAUCGGGUCAACGCAAGCGUGGGCGUCAGUCGAAGGAUGAGCAGUUGGCCUCCGACAGCGGACUUCCGGUCACGGCGUUCCAAAUCUCGGAGAUGUCGUUGAGCGAGUUGCAGCAAGUGCUGAAGAGCGAGAAUCUCAGCGAGUAUCAGCGACAGUUGAUUCGCAAGAUUCGACGACGCGGUGAGUUGAGACGGAUUCUUUCGGAAUCUGAACUGAUGUGUUUUGCAGGAAAGAACAAGGUGGCCGCCCGUACGUGCCGUCAACGUCGCACCGAUCGCCACGACAAAGUAAUCAACAUGAACAAUAUAUUCGAAAAGAACUUGUUCUAA
Molecule: messenger RNA, 9084 nt
Organism: Caenorhabditis sp. 36 PRJEB53466
Lineage: Eukaryota; Metazoa; Nematoda; Chromadorea; Rhabditida; Rhabditidae
Source: the annotation of a GenBank genome assembly